Molecule: messenger RNA, 2325 nt
Organism: Archocentrus centrarchus (flier cichlid)
Lineage: Eukaryota; Metazoa; Chordata; Actinopteri; Cichliformes; Cichlidae
Gene: dcph1
Product: damage control phosphatase 1
Exons: 5
Coding region: 205-1557 (450 amino acids)
Biological process (GO): DNA damage response
Cellular component (GO): nucleus
Molecular function (GO): phosphatase activity
Source: RefSeq, a predicted model, not a curated record
GGUCUACAACCAGGAAGAAAAUAUUAAAAUGUUAAAUAUUGGUUACUAAAAAUAAUAAGUGAAGCUUGGGGCAGCCUGUCUUUUUUUCACAGGAAAAGGCCCUGCUCCUACCAUAACUUUUACCCUCCCAUGCUAGUCCAUAAACUCUGUUCCUGUCCCGGUGCUUUUACUGAUAAAGUUUGAAUUUGAACCCCUGCUAACAUCAUGGCGGCGGAUCAAACUAUGCACGGAGUUCCCCCUUCAUUGUCUGCCAGAGUGGUUGGGUCAUUUGCUUAUUUGACCGUAAGAGACAGAUUACCCACCAUCCUGACCAAAGUUAUAGACACAAUUCAUCGCAAUAAAAACAAGUUUUUUGAAGAAUAUGGAGAGGAAGGUAUCCAGGCAGAGAAGCAAGCUAUAUCUCUGCUGUCUAAGUUGAGGAAUGAGCUGCAAACUGAUAAGCCGGUGCUAGCACUGACAGACGGCCUAGUGGACACAGAGCCAUGGAACCAGUACCUACACAGGCAACAGAGACUGCAAGGGGACCAGGAGCCUGUCAGCUGGUUCAAGUCUCCCUGGCUUUACGUGGAGUGCUACAUGUACCGUAGGAUACAUGAGGCCCUCUUGCUCAAUCCUCCCAUCAGUGACUUCGAUGUCUUUAAUGAGGGAAAGACUCAGAGCUUUUUUGAGUCUUCACAGGCUGUGAUGGCUUUAUGUACCUACUUGGAGGGCAUCAAAAAGAACGUAGAGGAGCUGUCUGAGAGUCAGCUGUUUGAGCUUUUCAGCAAACUAGUACAGGUAUCGCUGUGGGGAAACAAGUGUGAUCUGUCUAUAUCUGCUGGCCAAGAAAACUCCCAGAAGGCGAGUCCACUAGAUUCCCUCAACAGCCUGCAGACCUUCAUCUUAGUGGAUGACACCAAAAGGGUAUGGUCAACUCUACUAUCUGCGCAGAAGCUGGGACAGUCAGGGAAAACCACUGCGGACAGAGUGGAUAUUGUACUAGACAAUGCUGGCUUUGAGUUGGUCACUGACUUGGUCUUAGCUGACUUCCUGGUUUCCUCUGGCCUUGCACGUCAGAUCCAUUUUCAUGGCAAAACCAUUCCGUGGUUUGUCUCUGAUGUCACGGCUAAAGAUUUUCAGUGGACCAUCCGGCAGACUAUGGCGUCCAAUCACAAGUGGGGUUCCAAGUGUGGGGUUCAGUGGCAGGGGUAUCUGAAAGAUGGCUUGUGGCGCUAUCACGACCAUCCUUUCUGGACACAGCCCCAUGAGUUCUGUGACAUGGCACCUGAUGCUCCUGACCUGUAUGCAACCCUGCAGGGGGCAGACCUGGUGCUGUUUAAAGGUGAUCUCAACUACAGGAAGCUGACUGGGGACAGGGACUGGGAGCACACAGUGAGCUUUGAUACUGCACUGCGAGGUUUUGGGCCUGCACCACUGUGCAGCCUGAGGACUCUCAAGGCUAAUGUUCAGGUUGGUCUGCAGCCAGGACAAGGGGAGAAGCUUACCUCCCAAGAUCCAAGCUGGAUGACCAACGGCAAGUACGCUGUCAUUCAGUUCCACAACCCAAAGUCAGACUAGCAAGACUCACAUCGAGAUCUCAUUUUGACAACGUGGGUUUAAAAAGAAGCUUCAUAAGCAGGAGGUACCUUUAAGCCAUUAGACUACUUAAGUUAAGGGAUAUUUUGUUAAAUGCUGUUUACUACCAUUUCAUCAAGUUUGAUUCAGGAAUGCACAAUAAUUUUCAAUAAUUUUCCAAACAUUUACACCAUCUGAUAUCAAAAUGUUAGCACUUUUAGAUUGUAUUGUUUCAUGUUUAAUCUUAACAGUUGUUUAUCCUCAAAGCAAGCAUCACAGCUUGCGUUUGAUCCCAAAAGCUAAUGUGUUGUACACCCUGAAUUUAGUUAUGCUGUUUACAGGUUAAUGCUGUGAGGGAAAAUUGAAAAUGAGUACUAUAGCAGCAACAUUUUUGCAUGCAGUUGCAGAGAAUAAUGAUAAAUGUAAUUUGUAUUUAUUUUUUUCUUGAUUCAGCUCAGGUUGUUUUACUUUUUUGCUAUGUGUGAUUACAAACAGGUAAAUUCACCCAAAGCAGAUCAUAACAAAAACAUUUUUUUGACAGAUACUACCUUGUUGUUGUUGGAGCAGUGUAAAAAUAAGUGGCAUGUGCUUGUUUUUCUUAAAAUGGGAACCCAGACCCCUAUCUCCAUAGAUAAAAGUGGAUGUCUCUGUGCACACUGUUAUGUCGUUUGUCAGUACUCAACAGGUGAUGUUUAUUGGAUUCUUCACAGUGCUGCUGGGUGAAAAUAUUUUGAUUAAUUGUUUUGAUUUAAUAAAUCGCUACUAUGACCA